AAAUUGUCUUGCGCUAUAGAAAAGCUUUCAUUCGUUACGUGGCAUAAUUUUAUCUUCAACAAACUUUUCAGUAAGAUGAAACUGGAUAAAGGUACUUUCCUGAUCGUCAAUAAGUAUUAUUACCAUGCAAAUUUGGCGAUGUGGGGAACCAAAAGCAGAGAAAUGGGUACUCACGAACAAAAGGUCGAGUUAGAUCAGUUUUGGCAACUAAAGGAAGAUGCAAACCAUCCAGGAUAUUACUACAUCUACAAUUUGAAAUAUGAUGGAUAUCGAGUAGCAAAGUGGGGACCUGAAAACAAUGAAGUUGGUUCGUACAAUGGCCAGUAUUUUGACAAUCAAAUGUGGAAAUUCGAAAAUGAAGGUGAUGGUUUCUACCGAAUAUACAAUUUUAAGUACAGCAAUUCAAGAAUUACAAAAUUCGGAAAAGAUGAUGAAAACUGGGGUACUUAUGACGGAGCCAAACAUGAAGACCAAUUGUGGAAACUAGUGCCAAGGUACAAAGCAGACGUUUGCAAUGUUACAAUAUGGAGCUGCGACAACAGACAGGGAUCAGAACCUUUCUCGGAAGAAAUAUUUGUAAUGACUGGUCUUAAGCUUACUUCGUCCACGUCGAUUUCAACGACCGUUGGUUUAGAAACAUCUUUAAAGGCAUCACUUUCUAUUCCUAAGAUCGGUGUAGACAUGGAGACCAGAAUCAGCACCCAGAUUGAAAAUUCAUUGUUUUCAGGCUUGGAAGAAGAUUGGAGUCGUACUUCAAAGAUAAAAUUUACAGCACCGAGUCAUAAGAAUUAUCGUGUGAAAAAAUUGACGUGUGAUUUCUUAAGUCCCCUUGCAUCUGAUGACUGUACUUUAAAGUGCGAAUACGUCGUAGAAGAAACGUCAGGAGAAUUUGACUAAAAACGUAGCCUGGCUGUGACUUUACUUUUCUUAUCAUUCAUCAUUUUUGCUUAUUGAUGAUUUUAGUGUAGAUGUAAUUAAUGACAUCGAAAAAUACCGAUAGUGAACAAUAAAAUCAUGUACUCUUUGUAACAACCUAUUUAAGAAGUAAAAUGUUCUUUGUAGUUUAAACACUUGACAUUCAUUGGAAAGUUUGUGAAUCAACUGCACGGAAUGCCAUGUGUAGAACUCCGUAUGCCAUGAUAUUUUUUAGGUAAUGUUAAUUUGUCAAUACGUGCCUUCCAUCCACCAUUAUAUGCAGUGAUCUUUUUAUUAUACGAACGUAAACUUA
This is a messenger RNA of Xenia sp. Carnegie-2017, 1228 nucleotides long. RefSeq lists its product as uncharacterized. The record is from RefSeq and is a predicted model, not a curated record. The transcript has 3 exons. Bases 76 to 897 code for a protein of 273 amino acids. NCBI's taxonomy places the organism in Eukaryota, Metazoa, Cnidaria, Anthozoa, Malacalcyonacea, Xeniidae.